This is a messenger RNA of Knipowitschia caucasica, 1650 nucleotides long. The record is from the annotation of a GenBank genome assembly. Lineage: Eukaryota; Metazoa; Chordata; Actinopteri; Gobiiformes; Gobiidae.
AUGUCCAAGUUUAAUCCUCCGUCGGAGUUUAACUUCACGAGCCCGGGAGAAUGCCCGGAGUGGAAACAGAGGUUCGCACGCUACAGGCUGGCCACAAAACUGAACAAAGAAAAUGGCGAGGUUCAAGUCUGCUCACUUAUCUACGCGAUGGGCAGCGAAGCAGAGAAAAUCUUCGCCUCGUUCGAGUUUGCUACGGAAGACGAUAAGAAGAAUUACGAAGGGGUUCUCUCAAAGUUGGAUGAGUACUUCAUACCCAGACGCAACGUAAUACACGAGAGAGCGUGUUUCUACCAACGUAACCAACUGCAAGGGGAAAAGGCAGAGGCGUACAUAAGGGUGCUGUACGAGCUAGCGGAGAACUGUGAUUUUAGCGAUAAGCGGGAUGAACACAUCCGUGAUAGACUCGUAGUGGGCAUUAAAGACAAAGAAUUGUCUCUGAAAUUGCAGCUCACAGCAGAUCUGACGCUGGCUCAUGUUAUACAGCAAGUACGACAGUCAGAAGAGGUUGCUAAACAGAUUAGCCUCCAAGCUAGCGGUCCCCAGCCGGAGAUGCAAGUGGCAAGCGUUUCUGCAGGAGGACGUCGCAAAGUACUACACAAAAAGCACACCCCACACACUGAAAGAGAGUCCCCAGACUGCGAAGCAGUGUACGCACCUGGCAAGACCUUGGCAGUGGCAGACGCGCUGUCCAGGGGUCCACUGGAACAGACCGGAGACGAGCACCUUGAAGAGGACGUGACCGUGCACAUCGGAGCAGUCCUCAGCCACUUACCAGCCACCCCCCGGAAACUACAGCAGAUAAGAGACCACACUAUCCAAGACCCCGAGUUACAGUUAGUGAAACAGCUCACUCAGACGGGUUGGAGCACUCCUACCACUUCUACAGGCUUCAGCCCAGCAGAGCUGCUGAUGGGCCGCAAGAUCAGAACCACGCUGCCCACCCUGUCUGCUAACCUGGAUCCGAGCUGGCCAGAUAGGAAGGAGAUGCGCUCUGCGGAUGCUGCGGCUAAGCUGAAACAAGCAUUCUACUACAACCGCAGGAAUGGUGUUCGACACUUACCACCACUGGACCCUGGAGAAGGGGUCCUGAUGAAGUUGGACAAUGAGAAACAAUGGACUACACAAGGAACGGUACAAGGUAACUGUUCUACCCCUAGGUCAUACGUUGUGGUAACGCCGGAGGGAGGUUGUUACAGACGUAACCGCCGUCACCUAUUGCGACUGCCCGCUGCUUCCAAGAAUCCAAACCCCAGCGGGUCACCGGAUGAUCCUCUGCCCGUGAGCAGCGAUGUCGGCAGUAAGAGUGUCGAGUCAUUACCACCAAAGACAGGGACGGUUACAAUCACUCGUUCAGGCCGAAGCUGCCUCUCGGAGCGGAAACGAGCGCUCCGGGUCGAGUCAGCGGAGAGUGGAGGGAUGGGGGCGGGGCUGUUAUCGCGGCCGCCACCUGACCACGGCGAGACUGAGGUGUCCGUCACAACAACAACGUCUUGGUCCAAAGAUGAGAAGAAGAAGAAGCUGUCAGCGCGGCCGGCUAACAAGACGGCUAACAAGACGGCUAACAAGGCGGCUAACAAGGCGGCUAACAAGACGGCUAACAAGGCGGCUAACAAGGCGGCUAACAAUGGGCGCCAAUCUGACACCGAAUAG